UUGCAUGCAAUUUCAUCGAUUUUGCCAUGGAGACAUCGUGGACCAAGAUGAUCGAGCACGUGAAGGUUGCCGGUCAAGACUUGAGGGCAAAGGGGCGGAAAAUGUGGAGCGGCAUGGAUGCUGCAAAGGAUAUGCUUGUGAAUACCGUGCUGCACCAUACGGCAGGACAAUUGACCGUCGUCUCUGUCGCGGCGUACCUCAAGCGCAAGUCUCUGCUGUGCGAUCUCGUCGACAUGGAUUGCCAGUAUCUUCAGAUGGUCCAUGUUAUGGCUGACGAAGAGCUCAUGGAGAGUCUUCUGCGUUUCCACAUACACGUGCCGACCGUCCCAUCGCGUGAGUUGAUGGUACAGGUUCUGUAUUCUGUCAAGGAGAAUUCGUUCUGGAGAGAUCACUACACCAUCCACCCAAAUGCAUACCGCGUUCGGCCGUGGCUUGCGUCGCAUGGUUAUAUCCGACGCAUGAUGUGCGACGUCCAAGCCAAAGUGCGAGCGCUGAAGCACCUCGAUCCACCCGCUUUGACGAAUCCCAUGCUCGAUGACAUUCGAUGCAGCUUUCAAUCGCUGCACUCGGCAGUCCAACAACACAACGAACUCGAAAUUCGAGUUCUAUUUCAUGCGCUGGCGCAGCAUGUACUUCAUGACAUCGGAGCUCUCGACCAUCUUCUCUUUGUCAAUUCUGACGCGUACUACCCCGAUCAAAUUCUCAAGUGCAUCCGCCACAUGCAAGGCGUCCUCACCAAUGACCAAGACAAUCCCCCGACAGCGUCCACUGGCACGUCCUCUUUCACAGACUGUCACGAAGACGACGUCAAGGCCCAUGCGAUGCUCGCUAAGUCGAUGCCUGCAGCGAAUGCUGCAACCCAAGACACCGACGCCAUGCAACAAUUCAUGGACGUGUACUUUGACAGCAUCGAGAACAAGCUGCGAGAAGAGGAAGUCGCCGUCACAGUGCGGUGGCUGACCCUUUCGUUCGAGGCACAUCGCACAAUUCUUUCACAGUUGCCUGCCGAAGCAAAACACUUCGUGUACCGUACGCCCUCAGCAGUGUGGACAGCGCCUCCAUAAUUGGAGCAGAAAUUUCGAGUUGGGUUUCCACGGCAUGGAUUCAGCGACUAUAUCUCGUGUACGAGAAAACUCAACCAUUUGUCAAGAAGUCCAUGGUAGCGUUGUCGACGUGCGGGUCUGGCGCACAAGCGGAGUGCUUGCCCUUUCGUGGUGGGAGGUGCCUUGAGUCCGAUGUGGCGUCAGCGACAUAGCUUUCACCAAGGUUGCAUUGGACACCUCGUGGCAACAGGCAGGCGCUCUCCAUGACCGCUGACUUGACUAUCCUUCACGCUUCUCGUCACGACACCUCUGCCACCACCACUGUCACGGUCACAUCGCGCCAGCAACGACAGCCACUGCCUCCCCAUCGGCCUCCCAGCGACCCCACGCUUUGCCCACCGCGGCAUCUUAGUGUAGGUAUGAUGCCAUGUCUGGAAGUCAACGGCCUCUUGAAUGGAUGGGCACCUCUGCAUUCUCCUUGGACACGUCCGCCCUGCCAACGCAUCAGCAGCACACCAAACACCAUUGCCCGCGAUACCGACUGGACAACCGCCAUGAAAAAUCUCACGACUCCCGAAGUCUCACCCCCAUCGCGACUACCACUACCGCUGCCACCAAAACCACCAUCGCCUCCACCAUAACGCUGAGGCUGAUGAGACCUGGUGAUGGAGAGAAAUCAG
Aphanomyces invadans is the source of this 1723-nucleotide messenger RNA. RefSeq lists its product as hypothetical. The record is from RefSeq and is a predicted model, not a curated record. NCBI's taxonomy places the organism in Eukaryota, Oomycota, Saprolegniomycetes, Saprolegniales, Verrucalvaceae. The transcript is spliced from 2 exons. Bases 27 to 1064 code for a protein of 345 amino acids.